This is a messenger RNA of Drosophila melanogaster (fruit fly), 5164 nucleotides long. It is a transcript of the gene ab, whose product is annotated as abrupt. The record is from RefSeq and is marked reviewed. The transcript is spliced from 9 exons. Lineage: Eukaryota; Metazoa; Arthropoda; Insecta; Diptera; Drosophilidae. Gene Ontology annotation, cellular component: nucleus. The coding region runs from base 780 to 3494 and encodes 904 amino acids. Gene Ontology annotation, biological process: regulation of transcription by RNA polymerase II; dendrite morphogenesis; sensory organ development.
CGCAGUACAAUUUCAGAAAUCAGACGGGCAGCAAGUGUCGUGGUUCAAGUGCGGCUAAUUUGGCUUAUAUUUGUGCAGUGUUGAAAAAUCAAACUAAAUUCAAAAUCGGCUUUAAAGAAAACAAAUUCAUAAAGGGAAAUACCCAAAGAAAAUAACCCUCAGUGUUUCAAAAGUGUUCAAAUUUUACAAUUGUGGCAUCACAACAACAAAUUCAGCAAUCAUCGUGAAUUUUCAAAAAGAAGAUUAAGAAAUCAACAGUGCAAACGACACUGAGUUGCAGCUGAAAGUGGAAGAAGCAACUGCAGCAGCCGCAUAAAAUUCGAGAAGAAUAGACAACGCCAUUGGGAGAAGCAACAAUAGCACUUGGAUACCCAGCAGCAACAUCCAUAAUCGAAAGCUAAGCCACAUCAUCGAAAUCUUCUGGCAGUGUGGUAGCAGCAUUAACCAGCAGCAACAUCAUUUAGCUCCGUCCAUGGGCGCCGCGGCAAACAGAGUCCGGUGAAAAUGGACAAAGGCCGCGCGAGGCUGCCGCCGAAUUAGCAGAGAAGCCGGAAAAUCCGCACAUACGGACGGGCAGUGCAAAUAUUUGCCAGGCCCCCAAAAAAAAAGAAAGAAAUAUUAAAAAAAAAAGAAGAACACACACAUAUAACAAAGGCGCUCAGAAGGGGAAGCAUUUGUGCGACAAUAGCCAAGGAAUUAGCCACAAAAGAAGGAGCAACCGGGUCCAUUAAGACAGUCAAACCAUCCGAUCCCAUCCCGGCUAGACGAGGUCCACUUAAAUGACCGAAUCCACACAGCUGCAGACGGCGGAGAACAACAACGCGGGCGUGGUCAAAAUGGAGCCCCCGCCGCCGGCGACCUCCUCCGUUUCCGUAUCCGCCGCCGCAGCCGCCCACGCCCUCUCCUCCCUCUCUUCGCUUACAAUGGCCGCCACCGGAUCCGCCCUCUCGCCGGCCACGCCCCCGCCCUCCCUGAACCUCUCACAUCAGCAGCAGCAGCACCAGCAGCACUACGCCCUCAAGUGGAAUGACUUCCAGAGCUCGAUCCUCAGCUCCUUCCGUCACCUGCGGGACGAGGAGGAUUUCGUCGACGUGACGCUGGCCUGCGACGAGCGUUCCUUCACCGCCCACAAGGUCGUCCUGAGCGCCUGCAGCCCCUACUUCCGCCGGCUGCUCAAGGCCAAUCCCUGCGAGCACCCGAUAGUCAUCCUGCGCGACGUGCGCUGCGAUGAUGUCGAGAAUCUGCUGAGCUUUAUGUACAAUGGUGAGGUGAAUGUGAGCCACGAACAGUUGCCCGACUUUCUGAAGACAGCUCACCUGCUGCAGAUUCGCGGUCUGGCGGAUGUGAAUGGUGGCUAUCCCUAUUCCAAGGCCUUGUCCGCCGCCUUGAGUCACAACAGCAGCAAUAACAACAACAACAACAGUAGCAGCAACAACAGCCUGAGCAACAACAAUAACAAUAACAACAAUAAUGCCGAGAGCAGUAAUCAUAACAAGAUAAGCAGCUAUUUAUCGCCCAAUCAAACGAGCGCCGCGUGCAACAACAGCAGCAACAGCAAUAGCAACAACCACAGCAGCAGCCACAACAACAGCAGCAGCAACAACAUAAGCGGAUCCCUGAACAGCAGCCUGAACUCACCGUUUAGUGCGCCACAGAUACCGCCACCAGUGACCGCAUCGAGUGCAGCGGCAGCAGCAGCAGCGGCCGCAUCCCUGACCGCCGCAGUAGCCGCAGCAGCGGCAGCAACAGCAGCCAGUGCCGGCAGCAGCAGCAGCGCCGCCAGCGGACAGACGAGCGGUACGCCCGCCAUCCAGGAGCUGAAGGCAUCGUCGGCAGCGUCGCCCGUAAGAAACCCGAACCCCAAUCCCAGCAAAGCCAGCAGCAGCAACCACUGGGACAUGGGCGAGAUGGAGGGCAGCCGGAAGAGCCAUCUGACGCCGCCGCCACAGAAACGCAUCAAGAGCGCCGACUUGUUCCGUGCCCAGCAUGGCAUCAGUCCCGAGCGAUUGCUGUUGGAUCGGGAGUUCCCCGUCGCCGGACAGCAUCCACUCACAAGGAACAGAAGCGGUCGGGACACAUCCAAGGAUCGGGAGCGCAACUUGGAGUUGAGGGAAUCGCUACUGGGACAGGCUUUGGAGAACAGCAACGGCCAGCAGGCCAAUCCGAAACACGAACUGGGACAGAGCGCGGGUGAAGAUUCGAACAGCAGUGAUACCGAGCCCUCGGAUCGCGGCGAUGGUCAGCACGAUGGAACCCUCGACGGGAUUGACAACCAGCGCUCGCACUCGUUCCCCAAUGCAUUCCUCGGCCUCCAGGGCAUUCCAGGACUUCUGCCAGGACCCUCUGGCAUCAACAGCGAUUUCGUUUCCCGACGCUCCCUGGAAAUGCGAGUCCGAGCCACAGAUCCGCGUCCCUGCCCCAAGUGCGGAAAAAUCUACCGCUCCGCCCACACGCUACGCACCCAUCUGGAGGACAAGCACACCGUGUGCCCCGGCUAUCGAUGUGUGCUCUGCGGCACGGUGGCCAAGUCCCGCAACUCUUUGCACUCGCAUAUGUCGCGCCAACAUCGCGGCAUCUCCACCAAGGACCUGCCCGUCCUGCCCAUGCCCAGUGCUUUCGAUCCAGAGCUCGCCUCGCGCCUUCUGGCCAAGGCGGGCGUCAAGAUCUCACCCGCUGAGCUGAGGGCCAGAGCCUCGCCCACCGGCGGAAGUGGCAGCAGCGGCGGAGGCGGCGGAGGUGGUAGCAGCCAGGCCAAGUUGGAUUUAAGCAACGCUAGCGGUGGACCCAUGGACGAUGCCGAGGACUCGGACGACGAUCCCGAGGACCUGACCACGGGCAACGGAUUGUAUGGAAUGGGCGGAAGCAGCAGCGACCUGAGCCGUUACCACGAGAGCCUGUUGAGCAACUUCGGUCACGCCAGGAUGCGAAAUGAGGCGGCUGCCGUGGCGGCCACUGCAGCUGCUCUUGGUCAACCCAAGGACUUGGGCGUUCAGCUGCCAAACAGCAACGCGCCUGGGCAAUCCCUGCUGGACACCUAUCUGCAGUUCAUCACGGAGAAUACAUUCGGCAUGGGCAUGUCCCAGGAGCAGGCCGCUGCAGCAGCACUGCGCGCCAAGAUGGCCCAGCUUAACGCGAUGGGACACAGUCUGGACAACCUGCCGCCGGGCCUUCUUCCCGGACAAUUCGACCUGAGCAAGCUGGCCGCCGGAAAUCCCGCCUUUGGACAGAGCGGACCCGGACUAACCAUUGAGCCGAUAAUGCGACACGAACAGGCAGCGGGAAACCUCUCGCCGAACCGACCACUGGCUCUCAACUCGGGCGGCAGGAUGAUGGGUCACGAUGAAAUGGCGGAAAAUGAUGGCGACAUGCGGCGGGAAGGUUCGGAACCCAUGGAUCUGGGCCUGGACAACAACCAGUCGGGCAGCAACCAUGAGGUGGCCAACUCCGAUGCCGAGGAGAACUACUCGGAGGAUGAGGGAGUGCACAACACAUAGGAGGAGCAAGAGACUCCAGCGAGGGAACCACGAAUAUGAACAUGAACAUGAACAUAAACAAAUGUAUACCGAUUACCCAUGGAACAUAUGUAACGAGUAGCCUUAUCCUCAUGUAUACCAGUUUAUGUGUACGAUACGAUACAAUACGAUAGUGAAACCUAGGACUAAAAUCAUAUUUGUGCCGCUGCCAGAGCUGGCCUAGUAGAAUUCUAUGUUGUGCUUUUAAAACUACUACUACUACUACUACAGAUAUAUGUAGUAUACCUCUAUAUAUAGAUAUAUCGCUAUACACAUGUAUAUUUAUAAUUUAUAUACACAAGUACCUGCUGUGUAUACAAGUCGAUGAGGAGAAGAAAUGAAAAGAGCCCCAGACAACCCAUCCUGCAUGAAAAAGAAAACGUAAUGGUAGUCUUAGAGUACUAAGUUAGAUUUCACAUUGAAAGAGAUGCCUGUAAAUACAUUAAAAGAAAAACUUGAAUAUGUUAGGCCAACAGCAGCCCCCAAACGAUCCGUCGUAAUUAGUAUUGUACCAGACGCCAGCAGAUAAUUCAGAUGUGCCAUGCAUGCCACAGCCUUCCAGUUCCAAGUCUAGCCAGUCUAUACCAGUGCUUACCAUAUCUCAGGAACACUUGCGGACAAAUCCGAACAACUCAACCGAACUACCUCAGCCAGCGAAAGAGCUGAAUCCCCGAAACGAACCUCAGACUUCCAUGAGUUGUGACUGGUCCUGCACUCCAUCUUCAUGAAACUUGCCAAUUUUCAGCAGCAGAUAUCUGCUCUUAGACUUAGAAUCCUAUCGCGAGGGGAUCAGCAAACAAGAAAUUUAAUGUUUAUACAACUAACAUACGGUAUACAGUGCACGCUCGGUAUACGUAUUUACACUUAAAUAUACAAAACAUAUGAAUGCCUGUACUUAUUUGUCAGAGAAUUGAAUACCUCAGCAUACUCAGCAUUCGGUCGUCAGCACUCGAAGGUGGAACCCCCUUAAUGAUAUCCAGUGCGAAUCAUAAGCAUAUACUUAUACUUAAACUAGGCUAGUUAGUUUAUGUGGCAGCACUGCAAGCAAGACAUAGAUAGAUGUAACUACUUGUUUCCUGAAUGUAUGUAUUUAGUUGGAAUAUGCCUCAGUUAUUCUAGGUUUAUGGUUAGCUUCAAUCGGAGAUGAGCAUAGACUCUACAAGAGUCGAUACAACUUGCCUUAUGACCAACAUAUGUGUUAAUUUAGUAAUUUUCUACCUCAAUUAAUUUAAAUGUAUUUUACUUGGAUAUUUAUUUGUAAGUCCUUAACUGCACUCUGUAAUAUGUAACUUAUUUCACUGGCAUGCGUGUUUUUAAAAAUCUUACUUAAGAGCCACCUAACAGCAUAGCGAGAUAUAAAUAAAAAAAAAUUAAGAACACGAGAGUAUCUUUAGUUUUUAUUACCCGGUUUAAAGUUUUAUUUGGUUCUAGACACUUUUUCCUCUCACUCUCGCCCAAAUUUUGGCGCAAGCGGAGUGCAAUAGAUUGCAUUUUUAGGCUUGAAAUGCAUUUAUGGCUAAUGCGAUUUGGUUAAGACGUUAGAAUAAAAUAUAUUAGUUAAAGUCGUUACAUAAGCAAUAUAAGUAGACAUUCAUGUGCUUAGAAAGUUAUAUAAAUAUUUAUUGACAUUACAAUAAAGCCGCGUUAUGAAG